Molecule: messenger RNA, 753 nt
Organism: Fundulus heteroclitus (mummichog)
Lineage: Eukaryota; Metazoa; Chordata; Actinopteri; Cyprinodontiformes; Fundulidae
Product: C-X-C motif chemokine 10
Exons: 5
Coding region: 144-464 (106 amino acids)
Biological process (GO): antimicrobial humoral immune response mediated by antimicrobial peptide; neutrophil chemotaxis; inflammatory response
Cellular component (GO): extracellular region
Molecular function (GO): CXCR chemokine receptor binding; chemokine activity
Source: RefSeq, a predicted model, not a curated record
UUCUGCGUUCAGACGGGAAGAGAGCAAAGCGUUUCCGACACUCACUUCCUUAUUCACGGCUUUAAAAACCCAGAGGCGACUUCAUUCACUCACACUUCCAUCCCACAUCCUCACCGGUGCUGAGAAGCCAAAAACCUCUGAAGAUGAACAAAGCUGUGAUCCUCCUGGUCGCUCUGACCCUCUACUGCUGCAUCCCUGAGCUGCAUGCUUCUUCCAGGUCAGGAUGUCGGUGCUUAAGAUCGACGUCUUAUCGAGUCGCCCCCAGCACCAUCGCCAAGGUGGAGGUGACUCCUCCAUCGGGACGGUGCCGCCACGCAGAAAGAGUCAUCAUCAGGAAGAACGGCUCCAAAGUUUGCAUCAGCCCAAACGCCGAGUGGUUCCCAGAGUUUCUCAGCAAACUUGACCAGAUGGGUUGUCGCAAGGCAGGCGCCUCGUCUUGUAUUCGCCGUCAUUUAGUACGAUAAUGGGACUACGAAAACGUCAGUUCUACCACCGUCUCUGCACCGGCCUUCUGAUCAUCGUCCUGCCCUGGAAGCUACUUCGUCUAACCUCACGCCACUGAUUUCGCUGAGCCACUGUUUGAUCUAGUUUUAUUGUUUUUUUAUUUCUAUAUUUUUAUACGGAUUCUUGUCAUUGGUUGUACUCUUCACUUGUUAUGACUGAAAUGGACCUCCUGGAUUGUGAAAAAGCUAUUUGCUCAUGUAAUAUUUUUUAAUGAAUAAAUAAAGGAGAGAUGAAAAGAACCCAUAAAAA